Molecule: messenger RNA, 1191 nt
Organism: Coniosporium apollinis CBS 100218
Lineage: Eukaryota; Fungi; Ascomycota; Dothideomycetes
Product: replication factor C subunit 3/5
Exons: 3
Coding region: 1-1191 (396 amino acids)
Biological process (GO): DNA repair; DNA-templated DNA replication
Cellular component (GO): nucleus; Ctf18 RFC-like complex; Elg1 RFC-like complex
Molecular function (GO): DNA binding; DNA clamp loader activity; ATP hydrolysis activity
Source: RefSeq, a predicted model, not a curated record
AUGUCCGACUUCGAGGAUGACGAGAUGGACCUAGAUGCCCCGGCGGUGCAGAGCGCAAUCAACUUCAGCUCGAACAACACCGCGAAGGGGAAGAGAACUGCGGCGAACCUACCGGUGGAAGCAGAGGAUACACUGCCCUGGGUAGAGAAGUAUCGGCCAGUUUCUUUAGAUGAUGUAUCCGGCCAUCAGGAUAUCCUUGCGACCAUCAACAAGUUUGUGGACUCAAAUCGACUCCCUCACCUCCUCCUCUACGGGCCUCCCGGCACAGGCAAAACCUCCACCGUCCUCGCGCUGGCGCGGCGGAUAUACGGUACCAAAAACAUGCGACAGAUGGUGCUCGAGCUCAACGCCAGCGACGAUCGAGGCAUCGACGUCGUCCGCGAACAAAUUAAGACCUUCAGCAGCACGAAACAGAUCUUCACCUCCGCACCACCCCCAGGCUCAACGGCCGCUCUCGCCUCCUUCAAACUGAUCAUCCUCGAUGAAGCCGACGCCAUGACCGCAACCGCUCAAAUGGCGCUGCGGCGCAUAAUGGAAAAAUACACCGCCAACACGCGCUUCUGCAUUAUAGCCAACUACACGCACAAGCUCUCCCCCGCGCUGCUGUCACGCUGCACGCGCUUCCGGUUCUCCCCGCUCAAAGACGCAGAUAUACGGCAUCUCGUCGACCGAGUAAUCGAGGAAGAGGAUGUACAAAUUGCGCCCGACGCCGUGGACAGCCUGGUCCGGCUGAGCAAGGGCGACAUGCGGCGCGCGCUGAACGUGCUGCAGGCUUGCCAUGCGAGUAGCACGCCGCUGCAGCCGCCUGGGAAGCCACCGCCGGAUCCGAAGACCAUCCAGCGCGAUUUUAUCACCGAGACGACUAUUUACGAGUGCAUCGCCGCGCCGCAUCCGGACGACAUCCGCGCGAUACGGGACACGCUGUUGCAGAGCUCGGAUGUGACGAGUUGUUUGCUUACGAUUAAUCAGCUGAAGACUCUGAAGGGCCUGGCGUUGGCGGAUAUACUGACUGCGCUCGGGGAGGAGCUGGCGAAGCUGGAUGUGCCGGCGCAGACAAGAAUCACGUGGAUGGAGGGGCUGGCGGAGGUGGAGUAUAGGCUGAGUGGAGGUGGCAGCGAGGUGGUGCAGACGGGGGCGGUGGUGGGAGUGGUGAGAAAUGGGGCUGAGUUGCUUGCGAGGGCGAAGAAGUAA